Molecule: messenger RNA, 1611 nt
Organism: Cucumis sativus (cucumber)
Lineage: Eukaryota; Viridiplantae; Streptophyta; Magnoliopsida; Cucurbitales; Cucurbitaceae
Exons: 4
Coding region: 162-926 (254 amino acids)
Molecular function (GO): protein binding
Source: RefSeq, a predicted model, not a curated record
GAUAUUUUAAAGACAUUUUUUAACAAAGCUUGGUUGCUAUCUUCUCUAUUACUAUUUGCAACCGCCGUUCCCUCAACAACGUCGGUCCGAUUGCAGUGUUAAUCGCCGGUCGUUCAUCCUCUUCAUAAACCCCUCUCCCCUCCUCUUCAGCUUUGAAUUUUAUGGCGCAAAGCGACUUCCUCGGCGGCGGAGCCCGGUGGAAAUCUAGGAAGAAGAAGAAGAAGCGAGAGACUGUCUCCGAUGAACGUGGGCAACAAAAUAGUAAAACCAGAAACCCACUUCUCCAAGAUCCUUUUGAGGUUUUAGGUUCUGAUCUAUUAUUGGCGAUACUGAGCUACCUCGAUGCACGCAGCGUGGCACUUUCUCUCCCUGUCUCUCGAUCUUGGUACGCCGUUGCUUCCAGUGAUCGUCUAUGGAGUUCGAAGUGCAUGGAACUGUGGCUCGGGAAAGCACACAUUCCUAGAUUGGCGCAAAGCCGAGGUCUUCCAAAGCUAGCCGCUUAUUCAUUAUCCGUUAUGGAUGGCAAACGAACUCGCAUUAUGAGGGAGGAUUUAUGCGAUCAUGCCUGGCAAUUUCACUUCAAUAAGGUUAAUUUCUGUUUCCUUCAGGAAGCUCCAGUAUACUGGCGAGAUCUUGAUCCGUAUUGGCAAGGAAGCCACCCUCUCAUGCGCCGUUAUUUCCAUCCCGAUGGUACCCAAACUGCAGAUCCUGAUGAUAGAGUAUGGGGUGGCCAUGAAAGCUGCUUUUCUACCGUUACAAGUUUUGUUGGUGAUGGGGAGAUCAGAGAACACUAUGUUAGAAUAAACAGAUGGCCACGAAUGUUUGUGUCAAGGAAUGAAGAUUGGAGCUGGAGGAUGUCGAAUCACUUCACCUCGUACUCGAGCAUAGCCGAUCCUGAAAAGACUGGCGGGACGGGUCCACUUUAACACCAGCUGGUGAUAAAAUUGCUCGUUUGUGUACAGAAUUCUUGGCAGUAUAGUAUAGCAUAGGAAAGGAGUUGGGUUGGAUCACAUGUUCGUUUGGUCCUUUGCCUACAAAUGGGAGUAGCUUUGUAUGUUUCUAGGACUUCUUAAUUGCUAUUGUUAGUUUUUUCAUAGAGAGAAUGUAUUUAGAUGUUAUUUCUUAAUUGUUAUUGUUACGUAACGUAAGGGUAUAAAAAUAAUUAGAUAGGAAGUUAGGGCUUGUAUGUGUACACUCGAGAGGAAGGUUUCAAUAGUUACUUCUUAUAUUUUAAUAUAUUUCAUUUACAGGAUAUCCUAACACUAACUUUACUUUGUUUUUUGUUUUUCUUUGAGAAAACAAACAACAUUAACAGGAUUGCAACAAAAGCUUCUACUCUCCUUGACAAGCUGAAUCGAAUCAAUCAAUGGCGAAAAUCUGGUGACUGAGUGUCUUGAAAUGUCAUUGCUUAAUGCCUUACAAGCAAAGACCAUCAUCUGCCAUCACGUUUUGUUCAUAGUUCAUACACAUCUUCAAAUUCUUAACACCUUUGUCAUGUCAAUCUGUAUGUCAUAAUUCGUACAUUCUUAAGUUUAUAGCUUCUGUUUGCAACCUAGUAUUUGAGUGGGUAUAUUUCACCCAGCAGAAAUAUAGUAUAACUUAUUUGAAGAA